This is a messenger RNA of Lucilia cuprina (Australian sheep blowfly), 3238 nucleotides long. It is a transcript of the gene Ttc7, whose product is annotated as tetratricopeptide repeat protein 7B. Gene Ontology annotation, cellular component: plasma membrane. The record is from RefSeq and is a predicted model, not a curated record. Bases 213 to 2768 code for a protein of 851 amino acids. Gene Ontology annotation, molecular function: protein binding. Gene Ontology annotation, biological process: protein localization to plasma membrane; phosphatidylinositol phosphate biosynthetic process. NCBI's taxonomy places the organism in Eukaryota, Metazoa, Arthropoda, Insecta, Diptera, Calliphoridae. The transcript is spliced from 8 exons.
CAGGAAAAUUCUUAACAAAAAUACGAUAAAACAUUAUUACACCGAUUAUUUACUACCAGAUCAUAGUUCAAUUAAUUAAUAAUAAAUUCAAUAUAUAAAUUUGUUGUAAACAACAAUAUCAUAAAGAAAAAGAGUUGUAUAUUAUUGUGAACAGCUUAUGAAUCACGUCAUUGUAAAACAACAAAUGUAUUAGGAAUUGACUGACCACAAGGAUGCGUAAUACCACUAAAGUAGAGGCAUUAAUAGAAAGUUGCCGUAGUGAAGGCAAAUGGAAAAAAGUUAUAGAAUUAACAGAUGAACUUAAAACAGGUUCACCUAAUAAUGAAUGCUUAGCCAACUUCCUGGUGGGCGAGGCAAGAUUGGAAAGUUAUUUAGAAAACAAUUUACCAAUUGAAAGUAAUUUUACUAAAGCUAAAAGUGAUUUACAAGAUGCAAGACGUUAUCUUAACUUGGUUACGGGUGAAAAUGGACAAAAAGCUGGCAUUGCAUUGGAUGCUUAUCUCCUGCUGGCCAAGCUUUGUUAUGCUUGUGGUGAAUACGAAAAAAGUUUGGAGAAUUUUAUUAAGGCCGAAUUAAAUACCUUGGCCGAAAAGGAAUUGACUUUACGCAGCCUUAAAAUAUUGGCUGAAUCAUAUGCCAUUAAAGGUCUAUGCUUGGAAAAUCAGACAGCGAAACCUUCAUCAAAGUUUAAAAAAGCUGAAAAGGAAACAGAAAUGAUCUCUUGUUUUGAACGUGCUACAGAUUUGGGUUUACUAUACCUACAGGAACAGGAUAUAGCUACAUUUUCUGCUACAGCUAAUAAUACGGGCGGUUCUACCUUGGCAAUUAAUGCUAGUGUACAACAAUCUGCCAGUAACAUGGCAAUUAGUUCAACUAUACCAGCAAAUCCUUUGGAACUAAAUAGACGCAUGGGUGCUAUACUGGAGACAGCUUUGCAAAGAGCACCAAUAGUAUUAAUAAAAGCUGGAAAAUUACAAGAAGCUAUCGAUCGUUAUCGUACCAUGUUAAAUGCCAUCGAAACUAAGACGACACAAUCUUUACGUCUAACACUAGCUCGCCAACUGGCUGAAGUAUUGCUGAGGGGUGUUUCGGGAACUAUUUAUACACCACCAUUUCAAAAGAAACAGGGCACUACUGCAGCUUUAAAAUCCAGUGGAACCGCCAAGAAAUUAUGGAAACCCCGAAAAUAUGCUGCCCGAAAUCAAUUUGUACCACGUAAUCAACAGGAGGAAACAAUUUUAUUACUACUAAUAGCAGAAGCAUUAGCUGUACGUGAUACAGUUUUAUCACAAAGUCCCGAAUUUCGUUUGGCACGUACACAUGCUAUGGGCAAUGCUACGGCUGUAUAUGAUUUGCUAACAUUAGCCACCGUACGUUGGGGUCUCAUACAGCUGCUGAAUGAAUCAUUUGAAAAAGCUUUGAAAUUUUCAUUUGGCGAACAACAUGUCUGGCGUCAAUAUGGCAUAUCCCUAAUGGCUGCUGGCAAGCAUAUGCAUGCUUUAAGAGUUCUACAGGAAGCCAUGAAACUAAAUCCUGGCGAUCAUUUACCCUGUCUUUUGGCUGCCAAAUUAUGUUACGAAUCAUUGGGUCUAAUUAAAGAGGGUUUAGAUUUUGCCCAUCAAGCUCUUAAACGUGAGACUAAAGGUCUAAGACCAUCACGUUGUCAACUCUAUGUGGGCAUAGGCUAUCAACAAUUAGCCAUACAAAGUACUCUAAAAACUGAACGUGAAAACUAUCACAAACUAGCACUAGAUGCUCUCGAAAAAGCAGUACAGAACGAUGGCAAUGAUCAUUUAAGCGAAUACUAUUUAUCUUUACAAUAUGCUCUACUCAAUAACAUUCCGGAAGCCUUAACGCAUAUACGUUUUGCUUUAGCCCUGCGUACCGAACAUGCACCCAGUUUACAUUUAUUCGCUUUACUUUUAACCGCUUCUCGUCGUCCCCGCGAAGCUUUAGUUGUGGCCGAAGAUGCAUUAGAAGAAUUUCCUGAUAAUUUGAAUUUAUUACAUGUCAAAGCCCACCUACAGCUACACUUGCAGGAUGCUGAAAUUGCUCUAGUCACUGUUCAGCGUAUGCUGGCAAUAUGGCGUGAAUUGUAUGAGGGUCAAGUUAAUGUCGAAAACGAAGAGAAACAUUCUGAUACUAAAAGCAUUGUAUUGCAUGUACCAUCAUCUCAAAUGUCUGAUAAGGAUUCAAAUUCUGUUUAUGCGGCUUCUCUGGCGGCAGUAUCCCGGGUGGAACAAGCUUUAAGUGAAGCAGCCAGUUCAUUGAGUUCUUUUACACCACGACCUGGACCACAAAGACCCUGGAUGAUACAAAUAAAGAUUUGGCUUUUGUUGGCGGAUGUUUAUUUGAAUAUUGAACAACCAGCUGAGGCUUUAAAUUGUAUACAUGAAGCAUCAUCAAUUUAUCCGUUGUCUCAUCAAAUAAUGUAUAUGCGAGGACAAGUCUGUGUUUAUUUAGAACAAUGGAAUGAAGCCAAACAAUGUUUUCUAAAUGCAGUAGCAGCCAAUCCUAAUCAUACUGAAGCUUUAAGAGCUUUAGGUGAAACUCAUCAUGUUUUAGGUGAACCACGUUUAGCAGAGAAAAUUCUAAAAGAUGCCGCCAAACUGGAUCCUAAUUGUCCCAAAAUAUGGUUUACAUUAGGCAAAGUUUUAGAAUCACUGGGUGAAUAUACGGCCUCGGCUGAUUGCAUGGCAACGGCCUUGCAAUUAGAACCCACAUGUCCUAUACUUCCAUUCACCUCUAUUGCAUUAACAUUUGAGUAAAAGAUUUUAUUGAUAACUUUAUUAUUAUGUUUAACAUUUGAAUGUUAUUUUUUAUUAUAUUACACGUAAACAUAUACCUCUGUUCUUUUUUGCUAAUAUUGUUAUUAAUUGUUAUUUUAUAAGGUGUCGUCGAUGAUAAUGUAUUGAUAAUUUUGGUUUUAAAAAAGAAAAACCUUAAUUAGGAGUAUUAUAAUAAAAAUAAUGCAAACACUUUUCUUAUACAUACUAUCCACAAAAUAGAUUUUUUUUUUUCAAUUUUAAAAAAGUUUAAAUUUAAUUUUUUUAUUAAUAUAUGUAAUUCAUAGUUAAUAUUUUGUUCGUUUGUUUGUUUAUAUGUGUGCUGGUUUUAUAAGUAUAUAUACAUAAUAUUGUUAAUUAUAUACGAAGUAUAUGCAAUAAUAAUUAUUAAUUAUCAUGUAUUAAAAAAAAAUAAAAAUAAACAAUAAAUAAAAUUGUUAAACAUUUUAAAA